AUGGACGAAAAUCAAGGCGACCUGAUCGCCCGACAAUUUGAAGCUCCAGAACGUUUCCAAAACUCACAGGUGAUGCGACGAAUGUACGGAAACGUGAAGCGAAACUGCGCGGACAUUUGGAUGAACGGCUCUUCUGUUCUCUUCGUUGUCCGGGGCGCCGACAUCUUCCGCCGGCUGACGAACUGGGCCGGCUUGGCGGAUCCGGAAGAAGCGCGCAUCAGCUGUCCGGGCUCGAUCCGCGCUCGCUACGGCGUCGAUCGGCUGAACAACGCCGUUCACUUGCCAAGGGACAUGGAGGAGAGCGAGGCACUGCUGUCUGGAUUGUGCCCGGCUGGGGCAGAAGAGGAAACCACCGAUUAUGACAUCUCCAUUGAAUGCGGCUCACUAGCCGACUUGGAGGACAGCAUUCAAGAAAACAUCGUGCUCGUUUUCGAACUCGAGCGCGCGGGCGAAUUGAUCGACCAAUUCAACCGCUCCAACUUCCGCAUCAUCGGCUUGCGAACAGUGCGCUUCACCAGAAACACGGCGAAGAAGAUCUUCAAGACGAACGCGGUGGCCAAAGCAGUCGCCAACAAACCCGUUCUUUGCGCAGUUGUCUGGAGAAGCUCGAAUUGUGUCGAGACUCUGAAGGCGCUGGACAAGGGCUUCAUCUAUCAAUCUGCCAGCUACGAAGAAGCAGCCGAGCAAAUUCCGAAGAUCUUCGCGGAGCUUUUGAUUUCUUAA
Messenger RNA from Oikopleura dioica, 723 nucleotides. The record is from the annotation of a GenBank genome assembly. NCBI's taxonomy places the organism in Eukaryota, Metazoa, Chordata, Appendicularia, Copelata, Oikopleuridae.